AUGGGCUCGACGCGAUCCGUCGCUUCUUGCGGCUUGGUGACCGAUCUACUUCAACAACUCCUCGAUAUUGGCGCAUAUACUCGCCUGAUCGUCUGUGGGACCAAAACUGAGUUUCUCAUACAAUUAUCCUGCGCUAUACAGUCACAGCGUGCCGAUCCAAAUGUCGCACCUCAUCAUGAUCUGCUCACCAAGACUAUCGGACUACUAGCAAACUCCAGCAAAAUUCAGCUAGCCUUCUGUCCAUCUCUGGAGAGUCUUCGAGCGUAUCUUGCAGUUCUCAGACCGAUUGAUACGAAGACCGAUGGACCCGAACCCGCAGGUCGCCGACACAACCCGAUGCUUGUCAUUCUGGAUCUGGUAGCCUUGCACGUUCCUACUACAGAGUUCUCUGCGCAGGGACUAUCGCGAACGUUUGCUGCUUCCGCCGAGUCUGCUUCACGGGCUAAAAUGGACCUGAUGCUCUGCGAAUGUACCAAUGCCGUGGACACUAUGAGCGCCGACUGGGGAGGCAGACUAUGGGAUGCGCAAGUACCUCUACUGAACGGCUCAGUCCGGAUACGCGGCGAAGAAGGGAACUGGGGUGGACGUGGUGUAUCAAUAAAGCAAGUUGCCCAACGCUGGUUUGAAUUUGACGAAGGGAGGUAUGCUUGA
Penicillium cataractarum is the source of this 651-nucleotide messenger RNA. RefSeq lists its product as uncharacterized. The record is from RefSeq and is a predicted model, not a curated record. NCBI's taxonomy places the organism in Eukaryota, Fungi, Ascomycota, Eurotiomycetes, Eurotiales, Aspergillaceae. Bases 1 to 651 code for a protein of 216 amino acids. The transcript has a single exon.